This is a messenger RNA of Staurois parvus, 268 nucleotides long. Lineage: Eukaryota; Metazoa; Chordata; Amphibia; Anura; Ranidae. The record is from the annotation of a GenBank genome assembly.
UACAUGCAGGAGCGGACUGACCAUUUGGAAACUCGGGCACUGCCCGAGGGCCCGGGGUCAGUAGGGGGCCCCAUGAGAUGCCCCUGGUACCUUUUUCAUAGGCUUUUUUGAGUUUGGGCAAGGACACAGGGGCCCCAUGAUCCCCUAUUGCCCGGGGGCCCCAUGAGUUGUCAGUCCGCCCCUGUACAUUGCCACCUAUCAGUGCUGCCUGUCAGUGCCCAUCAGUGCCACUUAUCAAUGCCCAUCAGUUUUGCCUAUAAGUGCCCAU